CGCGGUCUUUAUAUGGAGGUGUAGUUUUUACCGGUUUUCUGUACGAUGACUGUGUGCACCCAACUGAAGCUUAUUUAUAUCCCAUACAUUUAUGUCCUUUGUGGUGGACUUAUGUUUUUGAUCUGUAACUUUUUACUUUAUAACCAUACUAAGUCCUGGUGAGCUCCAUGGAGGCCUUUCCAAUGAUAUCCCAUGUGUUGAGAUAUCAGAAAAUCACAGGAUCUUAUCCGGGAAUCAUCGGUGAGGUCUCUGAUUACAGUUGAGAUCGAAUCAUUGUUCGCCUGGAGCUGCAGGUAUAUAAGAGCAGAGUAACACAGCUUUCUUUAGCGCUACACCUUCUUACCGAUACCUGGAGAUUGGAGAGAAGAGAUUAAAUAUGCGUGAAUGUAUCUCUAUUCAUGUGGGCCAAGCCGGAGCUCAGAUUGGAAAUGCAUGUUGGGAGCUGUAUUGUCUGGAGCAUGGGAUCCAGCCAGAUGGACAGAUGCCCAGUGACAAGACCACUGGAGGAGGAGAUGACUCUUUCAAUACAUUCUUCAGCGAGACGGGGGCAGGGAAGCACGUUCCCAGAGCCAUCUUCCUGGACCUGGAGCCUACUGUCAUCGAUGAAGUGCGUACGGGAACCUACCGGCAGCUGUUCCACCCUGAGCAGCUCAUUACAGGAAAGGAGGACGCUGCCAACAACUACGCCCGCGGACACUACACCAUUGGCAAAGAGAUCAUUGAUCUGGUUUUGGACAGGACUCGUAAACUGGCUGAUCAGUGCACUGGCCUGCAGGGGUUCCUAAUCUUCCACUCCUUUGGUGGAGGUACUGGCUCUGGUUUCACCUCCCUCCUGAUGGAAAGACUCUCUGUUGAUUAUGGCAAAAAGUCUAAGCUGGAGUUUGCGAUCUACCCAGCGCCUCAGGUUUCCACCGCAGUGGUGGAGCCCUACAACUCCAUCCUGACCACCCACACCACCCUGGAGCACUCUGACUGUGCCUUUAUGGUGGAUAACGAAGCCAUCUAUGACAUCUGCCGCAGGAAUCUCGACAUUGAGAGGCCGACUUACACCAACCUGAACAGGCUCAUUGGCCAGAUUGUGUCUUCUAUCACAGCCUCACUUCGCUUCGAUGGAGCCCUGAAUGUUGACCUGACAGAGUUCCAGACCAACCUGGUGCCCUACCCUCGUAUCCACUUCCCCCUGGCCACUUAUGCCCCGGUCAUCUCUGCUGAGAAGGCCUACCACGAGCAGCUGUCAGUGGCUGACAUCACCAACACCUGCUUUGAGCCAGCCAAUCAGAUGGUGAAGUGUGACCCACGUCAUGGUAAAUACAUGGCCUGCUGUCUGCUGUACCGUGGUGAUGUGGUGCCCAAAGACGUCAACUCUGCCAUCGCUGCCAUCAAGACCAAACGCACCAUCCAGUUUGUAGACUGGUGUCCCACUGGCUUCAAGGUGGGCAUCAACUACCAGCCUCCAACAGUGGUUCCUGGAGGAGACCUGGCCAAGGUGCAGAGGGCUGUGUGCAUGCUGAGCAACACCACAGCCAUCGCUGAGGCCUGGGCUCGACUGGACCACAAGUUUGACCUGAUGUAUGCCAAGAGGGCCUUUGUCCACUGGUAUGUGGGAGAGGGCAUGGAGGAGGGAGAGUUCUCAGAGGCCAGAGAGGAUAUGGCUGCUCUGGAGAAGGAUUAUGAAGAGGUGGGGUCUGACAACAUAGGAGAUGAGGAUGAAGGAGAAGAAUAAUAGCUUUACUGCAACAUGUGCAUUAACAUCACUUUAACUAGAGUAUUUAGGAAUCAUAGUAAAGUAAAACUGCCAGACUGUUCAAACAAAACUCAUUUAUUUCUUUCUUAAAGUAAAAUAUACACAAACAACAAAUAAUUGUUUCUCACUUAGAUUCAGAGGAACCAGUAAUGAGGGUUUCUGUGUGAUAACAGUACGAGUGUCAGACAGAAACCUCAACUAAACUCUUUCUCUCUUUUGUGCCCCUCCCCCCACUGUCCUCUCCCAUGUGGAAUGUAAGUUAUGAAAGAGGUCCUGUGUCGGUCUGUGUGCACCAUUCAGCUGUGAAUCUGUGAGAGCAGGCAGAGAAAAUAACUGACUAGUGUUGUUUGUGCGGCUCAUACUCAGACAGUGGCCUGCAGCAACAAUAGGAUCCUGGUGUGAAUCACAGCUCUGUGGCCCAAGAGGACUGUGGAAAAGUCCUUCCAAAGAAGAACUGACGAUUAGCUUUGGAACCGUAAAACCUCUCAUAUCUGAAUAUUUCUCACUGCAACAUUGUUGCUAAUGUAAUGAUUCACUGUGCACUAGCUGACAUGUUAAGAUUCUUUUUACUAUUCAUUUCAUUGUUCCACUAUUAAAACCUUUUUAAAAUUGAUGAUCAACAAUAAAGAACUUUUGCAGA
Molecule: messenger RNA, 2384 nt
Organism: Betta splendens (Siamese fighting fish)
Lineage: Eukaryota; Metazoa; Chordata; Actinopteri; Anabantiformes; Osphronemidae
Product: tubulin alpha chain-like
Exons: 5
Coding region: 377-1723 (448 amino acids)
Biological process (GO): mitotic cell cycle; microtubule cytoskeleton organization
Cellular component (GO): microtubule; cytoplasm
Molecular function (GO): structural constituent of cytoskeleton; GTP binding
Source: RefSeq, a predicted model, not a curated record